UUCUGGUUCUUCUGUUCUCUCUGCUUCUAUACGUAUUCGAUCUCAUCAGUCAAUUUAGUGUAGCGACUAGCGAGUGGAUCUUCGAUUGGUCGAGUAGUGAGAUGAGGAUGACGGCGAUGGAGAUGACUGGGGUCGCCAAGCUGCUGCUUCUUCUUCUUGUCCUUCUCGUCCUCGUCGUUGCCGGCGGCUGCGUGCAGGCGGCGGACGGCGAGCAGAUGAGCGGCGGCCACCGGAGGAGCAGGCGGCGGCGUGCGGCGGACGUGAUGGUGCCCAUCACCAUCCUCAGCUCCGCCGUCGACAAGGGAGCCGUGUGCAUGGAUGGGACGCCGCCGGCGUACCACCUGGACCCGGGCUCCGGCGCCGGCAAUAGGAGCUGGGUCGUCAACCUGGAGGGCGGCGGGUGGUGCAACAACGCGAGGACGUGCCGGUUCCGCACCGGCAGCCGCCACGGCUCCUCCGACCACAUGGAGCGCCGCAUCCCCUUCACCGGCGUCAUGAGCGCCGCCCCCGCCGACAACCCCGACUUCCACAGCUGGAACCGCGUCAAGAUCCGCUACUGCGACAGCGGGUCCUUCGCCGGCGACGCUUUCAGCCAGGAAUCGGGGCUCCAGUUCCGGGGGCAGCGCAUCUGGGGGGCGACGAUCCAGCACCUCCUCGACGUCGGCAUGGCCUCCGCCGAGCAGGUGCUGCUCACAGGCUGCUCGGCCGGUGGCCUGGCCGCGAUUCUCCACUGCGACCAGCUCCGCGCCCUCCUCCCCGCCGCCGCCACCCUCAAGUGCCUCUCCGACGGGGGCCUCUUCCUCGACGCCGUGGACGUCGCCGGCGGGAGGAGCCUGAGGUCCUACUACGGCGGCGUCGUCGGCAUGCAGGCGGUGGCUCCCAACCUGCCCAAGGCUUGCACUGACCAUCUCGACGCCACCUCGUGCUUCUUCCCUCAAAACAUAAUCAACAGCGUCAAGACUCCCAUCUUCCUGCUGAAUGCGGCGUACGAUGUCUGGCAGAUCGAACAGAGCCUGGCCCCAAAUGCGGCUGACCCCGCCGGCGUCUGGCGUGCCUGCAAGUUCAACCGCUCAUCCUGCAACGCGUCUCAGAUGCAAUUCCUACAAGGUUUCAGGGACCAGAUGGUGGCAGCGGUGAGAGCCUUCUCGGAGUCGAGGAGCAACGGGGUGUUCAUCAACUCGUGCUUCGCCCACUGCCAGUCGGAGCUGACGGCCACCUGGAAUGGCGCGCCGCCGGGUGGCUCCCCUGCUCUCCAGAACAAGGGGAUUGCGAAGUCUGUUGGCGAUUGGUAUUUUGGUCGAGCCGAGGUGAAGGCGAUCGAUUGCCCCUACCCCUGCGACAACACAUGCCACCACAUCAUUUGAUUGACAAACCUGCAGUGGUGUAUACUCGUCUCUAGUGAACGGAGUGAGUGACACAGAAAUUCUUCUUGCCU
This is a messenger RNA of Oryza brachyantha (malo sina), 1435 nucleotides long. Its product is annotated as pectin acetylesterase 3. The coding region runs from base 102 to 1364 and encodes 420 amino acids. Lineage: Eukaryota; Viridiplantae; Streptophyta; Magnoliopsida; Poales; Poaceae. Gene Ontology annotation, cellular component: plant-type cell wall. The transcript is spliced from 9 exons. Gene Ontology annotation, molecular function: pectin acetylesterase activity. The record is from RefSeq and is a predicted model, not a curated record. Gene Ontology annotation, biological process: cell wall organization.